CCGGCAUGCUCCGCGCACCCCCUGGUUGGCCGCGGCGCCGCACCACGUGACUCGGCGGCGGCAGUUGCCAGGGCAACGGCUGGAGCCUGGCGGUGCGGCGGUGCUGCGGGGCGGUGCGGGGGCCUGCGGCCGGGCUACAGAGACCUUUGGCACCCACAGUGGCACUGCAGUAUGGGGGACAUUCUGGCUCACGAAUCUGAGUUGCUGGGACUGGUGAAGGAGUAUUUAGAUUUUGCUGAAUUUGAAGACACCUUGAAAAUAUUUUCAAAGGAGUGUAAAGUGAAGGGAAAACCCCUGGGUAAACCGGCUGGUGGCUCCGGAAGGGACUGCAAAUCACUGCUGAUCCAGAAGGACUUCCUUGCUGCUUUUGACAGUGGAGAGCAGAAGGUGUUCUUCGACUUGUGGGAGGAGCACGUUCCUGCUGCCAUCCGGGCCGGCGACUCCCUUGCCCAGAAGCUGGAGUUCUACCUGAAUAUACACUUCGCCAUCUACCUGCUGAAGCAUGGCACCGGGAGGCCUGACAAAGAGGCACUGAACCACAGGAUUUCUUACUUCAAGACCUACUUGGAGACCAAGGGGGCAGCCUUGAGCCAGACCACCGAGUUCCUCCCCUUCUACGCGCUGCCAUUUGUCCCCAACCCUCGGGUGCACCCCUCGUUCAGAGAGCUCUUCCAGGACUCUUGGACUCCAGAAUUAAAACUGAAGUUGGAAAAUUUUCUGGCCUUAACAUUUAGAGCCAGUAGCACUCCGAAGCUGUUAACAUUGUACAAGGAGAGUGGACAGAGUAACAAAGAUUCGCUCCAGCAGCUCCACCAGCAGCUGGUGGAAGCUGAGCGCAGGGCCAUGACAUACCUGAAGCGUUACAACAAGAUCCAGGCCGACUACCACAACCUCAUUGGGGUCACAGCCGAGCUGGUGGACUCACUGGAGGCAACGGUCAGCGGCAAGAUGAUCACCCCAGAGUACCUCCAAAGCGUGUGUGUUCGCCUCUUCAGCAACCAGAUGCGGCCCAGCCUGGCUCACAGCGUGGACUUCACGAGGCCUGGGACGGCUUCAACCAUGUUAAGAGCCUCCUUGGCCCCCGUGAAAUUAAAGGAUGUGCCCCUGCUGCCCUCGCUGGAUUAUGAGAAGCUGAAGAAGGACCUGCUCUGGGGGAGCGACCGCCUGAAAGCUUUCCUGCUGCAGGCUCUGCGCUGGCGCCUGACCACGUCCCACCCCGGGGAACAGCGGGAGACAGUGCUGCAGGCCUAUAUCAGCAACGACCUCCUGGACUGCUACAGCCACGGCCAGAGGCGAGUGCUCCAGCUGCUGCACUCCAGGAGCGAGGUGGUGUGCCAGUACACAGCCAGGCUGCUCAACGCCUUCGCAUCCCUGGCGGAAGGUCGCCUCUACCUCACCCAGAACACGAAGGUGCUGCGGAUGCUGGAGGACCGGCUGAAGGAGGAAGACAAGGAUGUGCUCACACGGGAGAAUGUUCUGGGCGCCUUGCAGAAGUUCAGCCUCAGGCGCCCACUGCAGAUGGCGAUGAUCCGCGACGGCCUCAUCUUCUGGCUGGUGGACCUCCUGAAGGAGCCUGACAGCCUGUCAGACUACACACUGGAGUACGCAGUGGCCCUGCUCAUGAACCUGUGUCUCCGAAGCGCAGGGAAGAACAUGUGUGCCAAGGCGGCAGGUCUGGUGCUGAAAGUCCUUUCGGAUCUGCUUGGCCACGAGAACCACGAGAUCCAGCCAUACGUGAACGGGGCUCUCUACAGCGUCCUCUCCGUCCCAGCCAUCCGAGAGGAGGCCAGAGCCAUGGGGAUGGAAGACAUUCUUCGCUGCUUCAUCAAGGAAGGCAGUGCUGAGAUGAUCCGCCAGAUCGAAUUCAUCAUCAAACAGCUUAACUCAGAGGAGCCCCUGGACAGCGUUCUGGAAUCUGAUGACGAAGAAGAUGAAGAUGAUGAGGAGGACCACGACACCAUGGAGGCUGACCUGGACAAAGAUGAGCUGAUCCAGCCCCAGCUGGGAGAACUGUCAGGCGAGAAGCUCCUGACAACGGAGUACCUGGGGAUCAUGACCAACACAGGGAAGGCGAGGCGGAAGGGUCCAGCCAGUGUGCAGUGGAGUGGGGAUGAGCCUCUGUGCCGACCUGUCACCCCCGGCGGCCACCGGAGUGGGUACCCAGCCCUGGAAGACUGUGCCCCCUCCCCACAGAUGGCCUGGCGCACAGGGACCGCCCACCUUCCUGCCCACCAGGGUGCUGGGCCUGGAACCCCGGAGCCUCGACUUUCCCCUGCCUCCACCAUCCGCAUCAGGCCAGGAGAGUGGCUGCUGGCUGGGCCUCAGGGAGAGUCUCGCCUGCCCGCAUCGGGGGCCUCCAGCCAGAGAGAGAAACACCAGGACCUGGGCAGUGGAGACACCAUCAGAGACUCAGCAUUGGCCCCCACCUGCAAGCCGUGGACCCCCAGGACCUCCCGUACCCCAGAGCUCCUGGCCCUAGCCCCCCAGUUCUCCUCCUGUGGCCCCCAGCCAGCCAGCCGCCCCGGCUCUACUUCAUCCUCUGCAAGGAGCCUGCACAGCAGCCAGGCCUAUAGGAAGUGAGGAUGGUGUCAGCGUCCCAGACCCGAGGACUAGCCAGCUUCCGGUCCAGGCCAGCUGAGAGCCACAGCUGAGAAGAGACACAGUCCAGAGACCCCCCUGGCCGGGAGCCAAGCCCCAGCCCUUCAUUAUCCUCCCUGCAAGGACACAGAAGGGACUGUGCAUCCCAGCACAAGCCCCAGGACUGGACAGCACAUCAGCUCGCCUCUUCCUCUUAAACUCAGGGGACAAGACGGGACAGUCCCACAGACCAAGGACACAGGGGUUUCCACAUGCCUCCACACACAGGCAUUUUCUAGGCUCCAUUCUGACACAAAUUCUAAUGGCAGUACUGGCCACAUGACGGGUCUGCUGGGGGAGGCCUGUGCUCCCUCCCUCCAAAGGACCAUCAGCUCAGGACAAAGAAGGACGGUUCCUGCACAGCAGCAAGGUGUCCCCAAGAUAGAGGCAUAGCCUGUGCUCUCCUGCAACAAACACGGAAAUAAACGCAAUCAGUAUUUUUAAUGUGUGUGCAUAGGGGGGACAAGCAAAACCAGAACAGUGCUCAGUUCUGGCAUGUAUGUUGCUGGGGGUUGAGCCUGAGAUCUCAGGCCUGCAAGUCCUGUGCUCUCCCGCUGUGCUAUCUGCCCAGCUUUUCAAUCAAUUUAGGUGUUUUUUUUUAUUAUUAACAUGGUGCCAGGAUCUUGCCCACUCGCCAUAGCACAGCUGAGAAUCCUCCCUACAUCAAGAUUUUCAUUCUUUAGAGAGUUAGAGGGAAGGGGCUAAGCAGGAGUGUACCUGGUUAAGCACACACAUUACAGUAUGUAAGGACUAGGGUUCAAAUCCCUGGUCCCCACCACCUGCAGUGUGGGGGAGAGCUUCACGAGUGGUGAAGCAGGGCUGCAGGUGUCUCUCUGUCUCUCUCCCUAUCGCCUUCUCCCCUUUCAAUUUCUCUGCCUCUAUCCAAUAAUAAAUAAAUAAAAAUGUUUUUAAAUAUCUUUUUAAAUAGGGGCCAGGUGGUGGCUCACCUGGUUAAGCACUCACAUUACAGUGUGCAAGGACCCAGGUUCAAGCCUCUGGUCCCCACCGGCAGGGGGAAGCUUCACAAGUGGUAAAGCAGGGCUGCAGGUGUCUCUCUGUCUCUUUCCCUCUCUUCCUCUCUCUCCCCCUUUUAAAGUAUUUUAUUUAUUCAUAAGAAAGAUACCAGACAUCACUCUAGUAUAUGUGCUGCGAGGGAUUGAACUCAGGACUUCAUGCUCGAGAUUCAGUGCUUUAUUCACUGCACCACCUCCUGGAACACUCUCUUUCCCUCUUUCUAUCUUCCCCUCCCCUCUCAAUUUCUCUGUAUAUCCAAUAAUAAAUUUUAAAAAUUUUUAA
Erinaceus europaeus (western European hedgehog) is the source of this 3933-nucleotide messenger RNA. RefSeq names its product armadillo repeat containing 9 (gene ARMC9). Bases 172 to 2580 code for a protein of 802 amino acids. Gene Ontology annotation, biological process: cilium assembly. Gene Ontology annotation, molecular function: protein binding. The record is from RefSeq and is a predicted model, not a curated record. NCBI's taxonomy places the organism in Eukaryota, Metazoa, Chordata, Mammalia, Eulipotyphla, Erinaceidae. Gene Ontology annotation, cellular component: ciliary basal body; ciliary tip; centriole. The transcript is spliced from 25 exons.